UUCCAAGGCGUGUUCACGGGCAGAAGGAGGCGCCCACCGGUACGAGCUGUCACUUUUCAUUUACGACUGCUCCAGUGCCGUGAUUGCAGGGGUGGCUUCUCAGCAGCGCGUCGUGUUUCUGCUGACUCUGUCUGUGCCGGAUGGAAAUGUUAUAGCAACAUUUUUACGCUAGAGCGAGGGGCUGCCAUAACUUCCAUCAGCAGCCAUGGGUUGUGCAAUGAGCAAUCCUGCUGACAAGGAAGCAGCAGAAAGAAGCAAGAAAAUAGACAAAGAUUUACGACUGGCUGGUGAACGUGCAGCAAAAGAGGUUAAACUUCUGCUUUUAGGUGCUGGUGAAUCUGGUAAAAGUACGAUAGUGAAGCAAAUGAAAAUUAUCCAUGAGACUGGGUACUCACCAGAAGAAUGUGAACAGUACAGACCAGUGGUGUAUUCAAACACUAUCCAGUCACUCAUGGCUAUCAUCAGAGCCAUGGGACAGUUAAAGAUUGACUUUGCAGACUCCAGUAGAGCAGAUGAUGCUCGUCACUUCUUCACGCUGGCAAGUGCAGCCCGACGAAAGGGGAUUGACACCUACUUGCAUUAUAAUGAACCUUGUGGGAAGAAAAUGAUACAACACUGCUUCAGCCGAUCUAGGGAGUAUCAACUGAAUGAUUCAGCAGCAUACUAUCUCAAUGCCCUAGAUCGUAUUUCUCGCCCAGGCUAUGUUCCAACUCAACAAGAUGUACUGCGCACCAGAGUGAAAACUACAGGAAUUGUUGAAACCAAUUUCUCCUUCAAGGAUCUCAAUUUCAAGCUAUUUGAUGUUGGUGGUCAGAGGUCAGAAAGGAAGAAAUGGAUCCAUUGCUUUGAAGGAGUCACAGCCAUUAUCUUUGUGGUAGCUUUAUCAGGUUAUGACUUGGUAUUGGCUGAAGAUGAAGAAAUGAAUCGUAUGAUAGAAAGCAUGAAGCUCUUUGACUCCAUCUGUAACAACAAAUGGUUUGUGGAGACCUCAAUAAUUCUCUUCCUUAAUAAAAAGGACUUGUUUGAAGAGAAAAUUACAAAAUCUCCACUAACAAUUUGCUUCCCAGAAUACACAGGAAGCAACACCUAUGAUGAGGCAGCAAAUUAUAUUCGCAUGAAAUUUGAGAAUCUUAACAAGAGGAAGGACCAGAAAGAAAUUUACACUCAUUUUACGUGUGCAACUGACACUACCAACAUACAGUUUGUUUUUGAUGCUGUAACAGAUGUAAUCAUCAAACACAACCUCAAGGACUGUGGCCUCUUCUAGAGGAUGAUCUACUGUAUAUACACGGGUGGUUGUUAGCAAGCCAUAUAUUUGGAGCCUCAUGCUCAGAUGAGCCAGAGGGGCAUGAAACCUGGCUAUUGUCCCUGCCGAUUACAUUCCCCUGUGGAAAGUUCACACCAAAGUAUUAUUAUACUGCUUGGACACAAUAGCCAGUUUAUAUAUUUUCUGAAUAAGCUGAAAUUGGAAUUGCAAACAUAAAGACAUGAUUAAAUGUUUAAUUCAGCUAGAAUUUGGUGUGCACAAUUGGACUCCAGCCACAUUGCAAAAUGGUACAUGGUACCUACUUUUUCUCCAGCUAUGUAGUUUUCUUUCCUUGGAAAUGUGCACAAAUUGUAUGGACUUUAAUUGUGUGCCAUGUGUUAUUUGGGCCAGUGAUUACUGUUGGUGUUGUGGGCAUGUUUACCAGUCAGAUGUUCUGCUUCUUUGAGUGACAAUCGUGAUUUCUUCCUGAAAGUGUAUGUAUGUGUUAUGAGGAAUGAAUUGUUCUCUUUCUUUAUUACAUUUCUUUGUCAUGUUGGAUGUGAUUUUUGAGUGGAAUAUUGAAGCUAGCAUAUUAAUCUUAAGACAGCAGCAUGUGGCAACCAGAAAACGUGUCUUGAGUCCUUAAUUGUGUUUACCUUUUAUAUAUGUGUAACAGCAGUGAUGUACCUCUGACAUUUUACUCUGUAUUUGUCACAAAUGUAGUUGUGAAGACGUGAAUGCUUCACUGCAUUAGCUCAACCGAGUGACAUGGAAACUAAUUAUUCUUGGAGUUGUUGGUCUUAGUUAUUUAGCUAAGAACAGAUAAACCUUGAUAUUAGUUUCUCCUUAUGGUAUGACUUUUAUUCUGAAAGCUUUUAUCUGUAGAAAUAUUUUAUUACACAGGCAACAGAAUGCCAAAGUUUGUCAUUUCCUUUUUCAUCAUAGCUUAUUAUCUUCAUUUGCAAGAAUAUAUUUGAAGUUUGCUUGUAGAAAUGUGUUCUGUAUGAUUUGGAACCUCUAAGUAUAUCUGAUAUUCAUGAUGACUUGGAUUUAAUAUGAAUUCUAGAUAAAGGCAGGAGGUUGUUAACAGAAGGAAGCAGGGACCAUUCUGAUACAUUCUAAACAUUUUUUUUUAUAUAUAUAUAUAUAAUUUCCUUGUAUUUUUCUUCUUACAAGUGUUUGGUGGUUUUAGUUGUACAGUGUAUAUUUAUACUUGAUCAGUGUGGCCAGUUUUAAACCUUAUCCUUCUUUGUUCUGUCAGCGUUCCCCUGCCAUAAACUGGAUUUGCAAAGCCCUGGGCAUUUUUCAGUUGCUGCCAAAGAAGUUUUUCCUAGUUUUUAAAAUUUCAUUAUUAAUUAAAAUUUAUCUAACAAAAUAUUUUUCAAUUCAAGUUAAUGUGGUUCUUUAUUUCUAUAAAUCAGCAGUUAGCAGAAAAUGUGAAAGAUCUUUGCAUCCUUACAGUAUUGUUACAGAAUGUGCAAGAAAUUAGGGUAGACUUCUUAAAUGGCAAAAGCUCCAGUGCUUGUUGCUUCUUAUUGCUGAUUUUCUAUUGUGGCAUUCCUUUCUCUUGUAAAUUGUAACUCAAGAUGUGCCUGUUCGUCAUUAGUAGAGCUAUGUAGAUUUGUAUCUGCAGUUUGCAGAAUCAAGAUAUGGGAGGGAGAUGAUUUAUAUUACUAUAGCUAUAAAUAUCAAUAUUCACUCCUUAAUUGUUUGCAAUUUUCCAUCUGUGAAUGUAUGUACAAUACAGAUUAAAUUUCAUUUUAUCUUAUCUUAGUGUAAAUAUAGAUCUUCCUGCAGUGGUAAGGUUUGCCAAAUUGAUGUCUUAAAUAUUGGGUCAGAACUAAGGAACAAAGUUGUAAGAAUACAAAGGAACAAUGUUAUAAGACUAGUGGUAUCCAUACAAUAAUUCAAAAGUCAACUGAGAAGUGAUCAAUUUAUAUAGAUGAUUCUAUUUAUUAUUACACUGCUGUGUGGGUGCCUACAAAUUAUUUUUGGUUUCUAUCUAUAUCAGAUAAGGACAAAAGCAGUAUAAGAUCAAUUACUCUUUAUACCUAAAGUGAAAUUGAUGAAUAUUAAAAUCAUGGCUAGAAAAAAAAAAGUUAUCAGAAGACAUUUCUUUUCUCUAGGUGUGCUUUUUCAGUAAUGUAACUGUAUUUCAUCAACUUUGAGCAUAAAAUGUGCCUAGUGAUUUAAGUGUUUGUGAACAUGAGGCUAAAUUGUAAGUGCCAAUAUUCUGUUUGAAAAUAACAUCAAUUAUUAUUUGGAUAUGAAAGUACAUUGUGUUAAGAAAAUUCUGGACUCCAUAAUUAUUUUUAACCCCAUCCCAAUGGGUCAUAUGUACACUCGUCAUAACAUACUGCUUGGUCUGCGGGGUAUAGCUGUAUAUGUGGCGACGUACCAGAGCGUGUGGAGCAGGAAGUUCUGCUACAUUUAGUGGACUCCUGCACCUAGCAUCUGGAUGUUGCCAGAAAUUACCAGUUUAUGGCACCGAGAGAUUUCAGAUACCUAGCCCCAUUGGGUUAAAUAUUGUUGAAAAUUGAAGGGGAAAAAAAAAAAGCCUUUGAAUUUGAUUAUAGGAAGCAUUUGAGUUAAAAAUUAGGGAAUGCACCUUAGCAUCUCACUGCAAGAAUAUGCUUUAAGCCUAUAGAAUUCUCAUUUUCUUCACUGACAGGAAUAUACAUUUUCUGGAUUUAAUAGCUCUGAGGAUAUAAAAAGUAAUUUUGAAAGGACUGGUUUGAAUUUUUGAUUUUAUGUUUACAAGUUCCAAUGGCAUUAAUAUUCAGCAGCAUGAAGUAUAUCGAUUUUCUUCAGGGCCCCAGCUGUUUAGAUCUGGAUUACUUUGAACUUGUACUGUAAUAAUAAUAAGAGACCUCAGGAAACCUUUUUGAAAUUCACAUGCACACACACACACAGCUUCCCAGAUAAAUCUUUCAUUAUGUUUUUUUUACAAAGGUGCAAAGACCUGUGUCCAUUAUAUAUGUAAGUAUUAUGUCCACUUGUUUUUGAUUUCAUUUAAAAUAUUUGGUAUUGCUAUCCAACAUAUUUAAUAAUAUUUGAAUCAGCAGAAAAUUUGCCAGGAACUGCAGAGCAAAUUUCAGUAGUUUACCAACAACUGUUAUGUCUACUUCCAAUAGGACAUCAAGAACCCUGGUCUUUCACUGAAGAAAAGAAAA
Messenger RNA from Penaeus monodon (black tiger shrimp), 4419 nucleotides. It is a transcript of the gene Galphai, whose product is annotated as guanine nucleotide-binding protein G(i) subunit alpha. Lineage: Eukaryota; Metazoa; Arthropoda; Malacostraca; Decapoda; Penaeidae. Gene Ontology annotation, cellular component: heterotrimeric G-protein complex. The transcript is spliced from 9 exons. Gene Ontology annotation, biological process: adenylate cyclase-modulating G protein-coupled receptor signaling pathway. Gene Ontology annotation, molecular function: G protein-coupled receptor binding; GTPase activity; G-protein beta/gamma-subunit complex binding. Bases 206 to 1267 code for a protein of 353 amino acids. The record is from RefSeq and is a predicted model, not a curated record.